AUGGUGCUUUCAACCCUGACAUUGUGGUUGAAUAGCUGGAUUACCGAGAUCCCAGACACUACCAGAACCUGGUCCUUUAUCGUAGGGACAAUCUCUUUCUGUGUCGGGUUCAUUUGGGCUUUGGCCCGACUUUUGGGCAAGUUCCACUACUGGGACAUUGACACUCCGGAGGACAAUCCAUAUUACUAUAAUUUCCAAAUGUCACAUUACGACAAAGCUCAACAAGCCAAAGUCCCGGACUUUGAAGCAAAGUUCAAAGGCCAAUGGGCCAUUAUUUUCAUCGAUGGCGGUCUCCUUGUUCUGGGAAUCACCUUGCUUAUGCGGGACACUAGCAGAGUGCUCCCAUACUUAUACAACGAAUGGAAAGAAUGGUCUCAGAAGAAGAAGAAGAAGAAUACGACAGGAUCAAGAGUUUAG
Messenger RNA from Mollisia scopiformis, 417 nucleotides. RefSeq lists its product as uncharacterized. The record is from RefSeq and is a predicted model, not a curated record. The coding region runs from base 1 to 417 and encodes 138 amino acids. NCBI's taxonomy places the organism in Eukaryota, Fungi, Ascomycota, Leotiomycetes, Helotiales, Mollisiaceae. The transcript is spliced from 3 exons.